CAACUGUAACAACGACCGCAAAAAGAAUAAAGAAAAAACAAUUUACAUCAGCAUUAUGCAUCCUGCAACCACGGCGCAUUUACAAUCAACUUUUGUAUGUCACUGAAACGUUAACCAAUAUAGUACAGCGCUUUCAUCCUUGUUUACACACUGAUCCAGCUGUAAUCCGCAGUAAUUUGCUUUUAGCGACAAGCGUUUAGCAUUAGUGUUUGGUUUGAAAUGUUGAACCAAAAAUCCUUUAACUACACUCCCCUCACGGCUCCAAAGUUAUAACGGCAAUGUUGUAAUCGUGGUUCAUCCUAUUUUCAGAAAAAUAAGAAAGAGAAUAUGCGUGAACCUAUAUUAUAUAAUACAUAUGUUAUUCAAACCGUUAAAAUGCAUUACUGUCGUAAAAUGUGUCGUAGUUGCAAAAUGCACAUUUACAUUUUCUUCGUUUGCAAUAUGCGUCAAACUUUGAAAGAUGUGGCAAUACAACAUUUUAUUAUUCCACAGCUUUUGAAAUUCGAAGAAAGUAAACAUGGCAGAUUCAAGAGGUAUCAAGUUAUUUACUCUUCAAGACCAAAGUGCCGCGUAUGUAAAUGCAACAUAUGAAACUUCGGCGGAUAUGGAUCUCGCUCCAGAGGAGACAACAAGUGUUUACGAGAGUUUAAGGAUUUCUGGUCCAACUGACAAUGCCGAUGAUCCCAAUACAAGCAUUACACAGCCACCAAAGACAAAAGUCAAUAGACGGUUACAAAUAGCAUUGGUGUUAGUGGGAAUCAUGUGCGCUGCAUUGGUUGCUAUUGUUGUAUGGUCGCUAGCGUUUACCCAAAAAGAAAAUAGUGACAAACUCAACCAUGAAUUUGAGAGUUUGGUUUCAGCAAACAAUGGGUCAAAUGUGACCAACCAUUGCCAAAGCAAACCUUGCAGAAAUGGUGCCACGUGCGAGAACUAUGUGGCCUCGUUUCGAUGUUCAUGUUCUUCCGGUUACCAAGGCACGUGGUGUGAAAACGACAAAAAUGAAUGCAUGAACAACCCAUGUGCCAGGGGCGCCACCUGUAGAAAUAAUCAUGGCAGUUUUGAAUGCGAUUGUCCUCCUGGUUUUACUGGCAAAUUAUGUCAAAUUGAAAUAAGUGAAUGUUCCAGUCGGCCUUGUCAGAAUGGUGGGACGUGUGUUGACAUGGUAAAUUCUUAUCGAUGCUUGUGUUCUGCCGGGUAUUACGGGACUAACUGCCAAGAGAAAGAUCCAUGUCGCAGCCGCCCUUGCCAAAAUGGCGCCACGUGCAGGAGUCAUGCUAUCAACUAUUCUUGCAGCUGUCCCCAUGGAUACACAGGAAGUAAUUGUGAAACAAUGGCCAACCAUUGCUUAAGCCAACCAUGCAAAAACGGCGCCUCGUGUGUGAACCUGGUGGGUUCGUUUCGGUGUUCUUGUACUUCGGGUCUCCAAGGCACAAGGUGUGAAACCGAUAUAAAUGAAUGCUUGAACAAUCCAUGUGCCAGGGGCGCCACCUGUCGAAAUAGUUAUGGUGGUUUUCACUGCAGUUGUCCACGUGGUUUUACUGGCACAUAUUGCCAGCUAGAAAUCAGUGAAUGUUCCAGUCGUCCUUGUCAGAAUGGUGGGACGUGUGUUGAUAUGGUGAAUUCUUAUCGGUGUUUGUGUUCUGAAGGGUACUACGGGACAAACUGCAAAGAAGUAGAUCAUUGUCGCAGCCGACCAUGUCAGAAUGGCGCCAUUUGUAGGAAUGCAACUUUCACGUAUUCCUGCAGCUGUCCUUCCAGAUAUACAGGCAAGAAUUGUGAAUCAGCUUUUGUUUCCCGUCACCCGUACCGUCUUAUUGGAAUAAAUAUCAAUGGCAAAUACGGUGGUAGGGUAGAAGUGUACCAUAAUGGAGACUGGGGAACAGUUUGUGAUGACAGCUGGGAUAACACUGAUGCCAGAGUUUUCUGCAAGUCCUUAAAUCUUCCAUAUUCCAACGCACUUGCUGUAGAACGUGCAUAUUUUGGGCAAGGUAAAGGAACCAUUUGGUUGGACAAUGUCGGUUGCAUAGGCUCAGAAUCCAAUAUUGGGUCAUGUCGUCACAACGGUUGGGCUGUUGAAGACUGUAGUCACGGUGAAGACGCUGGCGUUCUUUGUUUUUGACUAUGCAUCUUAAAACGGACUAUUUAGAAAAGCGUCAAUUCCCCCAUCCUAGUCAGUGGCUUAGUGAACCUUAUACGGGGGGAGAGAAAAGUAACAUAUCCGCACUCUGUUUUUUCCACAAUUUUCACAAUUUUUUUUUAAAUUUUGUUAUUUGUUGAUAUUUUGUUCAUGCAAAAAAAAAAAAAAAAAAAAAAUCACCGCAGAUUUACUAACCAGUGCUUUACCCUUACAUAAAUUAUGUCAUGUCAGAGUGGAGCAUUGGUCAAGUGUGAUGGGUUCGUAAAUCACUUCCAAGUAACAUCGGUACCUCCUCUGACCAGCCACGUGACCAGCCCGUUGUUUUAUGUUUAAUUCUUCCUUUUAACGGCGACUCACCGGGGUUUUUCUAAGUCCAUUUUAAUAAGUCUGAUAUUGCCUGUAUACAAUCGAAGCUUGAUACAUGGUUAUUAGUUUUUAAGACUGUUUAAAAUAGCAUCAAAUAUUUUAUGGUCAAUGUUAUCAAUUUUGCAUUAUUAUUGAAAUAGCGUUUUAGUUUAGAGUAAGAGUAGAAUGCAUCUUUUUAGCGUAGCUUAGGAUUAUACCUCGUAUGUGCAUUUAAGCAGUGCGUGACAUAACUGACAUUUGCAUCGGAAAACCUGUAAUAGAAAGCAAGUUAUUAUGUAUAUCUUUUUGGGAAAUUACCUUAUGAUACAAAUUCAAGAAUACGUAGAAUGUGAAAAUCAACACAUUGUUUAUCAAAAUGUAUUUUCAGCAACUAUCUUUAAAGACUUUGUUUAAAAUCUACCUACAAUUAUAUGGUUCAGGGGAAAUGGUUGAAAAAUUCGUAAAAUUUAAUUUACCUACGUCUACAUACAUUCUACUAUAUUGAGUGUUUUUUUUUAGAUUUCAAUAAAUUCGUUUUAAAUGCU
Lingula anatina is the source of this 3027-nucleotide messenger RNA. RefSeq lists its product as uncharacterized. Gene Ontology annotation, molecular function: calcium ion binding; Notch binding. Gene Ontology annotation, biological process: Notch signaling pathway. Lineage: Eukaryota; Metazoa; Brachiopoda; Lingulata; Lingulida; Lingulidae. The record is from RefSeq and is a predicted model, not a curated record. Gene Ontology annotation, cellular component: membrane.